UAAAAAGACCUACACAAACCGGCAAAGUGCACAGUUGCAUCUGGUUUCGGUGCAUUGCAAGUAGCAGACGAGAAUGAAGGCUUUCAUUGCGAUUUUACUGUUCGCGGCUCUGGCCUCCGCUCAUCACCAUGGACAUGUGGACUACGUUGUCAGGGAUCAUAGCGAUCUUGUUAGAUUUCGUGAACAUUGCUCCACUACGCUAAAUGUGCCUGCUGAAUUGGUGGAAAAGUAUAAAGUGUGGAACUACCCCGAUGAUGAGGUGACCAGGUGCUAUAUGAAAUGUGUUUUCGAGCAGUUUGGUUUCUUCGAUGCGGUGCAUGGUUUCGAUGUGCAAAAAAUCCAUCAUCAACUUGCUGGUAAAGACGCACAUGUCGAUCACAACGAUGCAGUCCAUGGCAAAAUCGAACAUUGCGCUGAUAAGAACACACAGGGAAGUGACGCUUGUACUUGGGCUUAUCGUGGUGGUAUGUGCUUCAUCAAAGAGAAUCUGCAGUUGGUGAAACACAGUGUAAAAACGGAUUAGCGUUAGAAAAAUGACUAAAAAAUGAUAAGUGCUUUAACUGAUAAUCAUUAGUGAGAUUUAAUAAAAGUCGUAUGAAACGGAAAA
Molecule: messenger RNA, 607 nt
Organism: Teleopsis dalmanni
Lineage: Eukaryota; Metazoa; Arthropoda; Insecta; Diptera; Diopsidae
Gene: Obp99b
Product: general odorant-binding protein 99b
Exons: 2
Coding region: 74-523 (149 amino acids)
Biological process (GO): sensory perception of smell
Molecular function (GO): odorant binding
Source: RefSeq, a predicted model, not a curated record